This is a messenger RNA of Mytilinidion resinicola, 2853 nucleotides long. RefSeq lists its product as uncharacterized. The record is from RefSeq and is a predicted model, not a curated record. The coding region runs from base 1 to 2853 and encodes 950 amino acids. NCBI's taxonomy places the organism in Eukaryota, Fungi, Ascomycota, Dothideomycetes, Mytilinidiales, Mytilinidiaceae. The transcript has a single exon.
AUGGCUACCCCAACGUACAACAUUCACUACCAUUUCGAUGGAGUUUUCCUCGGUGGCCCGAACAUCCUGCCGCACGCCUGCAGCGGGGAGCACUCUAUAUUGCCUCCUGAUACUGAAGACUUGCCGCAAGACGACACAUCUCCUCAUCGGCCAUCAACCCAAGGCCGUAGGUCCUUCAUCUCCCGGUCUCCACCAUCGGCACCGAACCAACUUGCUACAUGGCUGAGUUCUCCUGCGGUCGCACCGUUUUGUCUGUUUGCAGGGCUGCUGUUCGCUCAUAACAGGUUUGGGGUGUUGAGUUUGUCACUGGGGCUCCUACACAAGAUCCUGGAUACUCUCCCAGCAUCAACGCAGAAUGCUGUUUUCGAAUCAGUCGCCUCUUCUCCGCCCGAGCAAGUCUCCUCCGCUGUUUGCCGCACGGCCUCGCGUGCUGUGGAUUUACAUAGUGGAAACUCCAACCGGCCGAGAAGCAAUGGAAGCAGAGUUGCUCCAACAUUCUUCCCGUGGCUGCAAUUUUCAUCCAACACACACACUGAAUUCGUCUUCUCGGUAGAUGACAUCAUUCACCACUUCCUUUGGGCAGCCUUCCGCAAUCAGGUACUUGCUCGACACGCCAUCGACCUGUCCGCCGCUCAUGAUACUUUUGGGCUGGUUAAAGAGGGUACUCCAUUAGAAGUCUUCUUGGUGCCCCUCGUCCGAUUCCUGCUAUCUCAACUAGAACAGGAGCAGAACAAGAUCGAUGUUGUCCCCCAAGCCCUUGCCCCGCUCAGCUUGGUACUGCCAGAGCAGGCCGUGGAAAAUACCAGUUCGAGCCAGAACAUCCACCAAGAAGGCAUUGCGGCGUCUGUGAGGCCGGUGAAUGUGGCUGACAUUGCGACCCACACUGAUGGAAAUAUGGCUGCAUUUCCCAGUCCAACCCACGAGGAACUGCAUGUCCACAAAACUCCAUCAGGUUCACUUUUGACUUUGGAUUCUAAGCCUGGCAAGAUUGGAAGACACGUAGGCGAAUCGCCGCAAUCCCACGAGAAGGAACCAGUAGCAGCACCAGAGCUUUCCAACAGGGAUCUUGCCCGCGCCGAGUCCGGCCCCGGUGAUGCUCAUGCCGAAGAGCAAGGAAUGUCUCAGGGCCUGCAGAAUGAAGGCCACCAAACAUCUGACAGUGGGGUUCAGUCCACAGCGAGUCAGACUAUCCAGGGAUCUAUGCAGCCUCACCCUAACGAUCAGGUUGCCCCGACAGUCUCUCUACCUAUAGCUCCGACCCCAAACGGAGAUAUUGAAGCACCGGUUACUGACUUUAGCGCCAAUGAAUCCAUUGCUAUGGACACGCAAUCAUUCUUGGCCGCCGAACAGCCAGCCAAUCAGGACGGUCCAAUUAACAACGUCGGCGAAAGCGCUAGUGGAUUUCAAGAGGAAUCCGAAAAUAUCCCCGGAAGAGUUUAUGAUAGACCCGAUAUGACAACUUUUCAAAUGGAGGACGCGCCACCACUGGAAGCUCCCUCACCGAACACCGCUUUGCAGACUUCAGCAUCGUCAUCCGGAUCUGACAUUAACUCGGCAAAUGGAGCUUCGUACUUUCAGCCCCUCGGUGUGUUGCCUCAAAUCUCUCGGGGUCCCACUUUGAGCCACCCUGUGCAUACUCAAUCGCGGGUUUUUGAGCCUUUGGUUCCAGAGUCUUCUAUGGAAUCCACGGAAGCUUCUGUUGACAUGAUGCAUAUCGACAGCUUAAGCAACGAAGAGGCUGCUUAUGCGAGUUUUCUGAAUGGUCUAGAUCAUCUCGGAUACCCAUUGGGGUUUGACCUGGAGAAAGAUACUCUUUCCAGGUGGCAGGAUCUGGCCCGCUACGAGACUUUUAGGCUACAUUUGCCGUACGAGAUUGAACCGCUUGACAGUCUGAUCGAGGAUUCUGGGUACUUGAUCCUCGAUAACCCCUGGCACCGAACUCCAGCGCCAUGGGAGAAUAACAGCUCACCCACCAAUGGCCGCGUCGCUGACACCAAUGCCCCCAAGCCAACAAACAAAGGGAAGCAGAGGGCAACUGAAGAGGAGGUUAGGGAACAAGAGGCCGCUAGCCAGAACCGCUACUGGGGUGCGAAAGUCUCGACGUAUUCGCUUUCUGUAGUUCCAGAAGAACAGGCCAUGAUCUCUCCAACCCCUGGGAUCACACAAAACUCCUAUGAAAGCCUUGAGACUUCGCUUCAAGAUGGCCGUUCACUUCGCAUUGGCUCCCUUAGUACGGCUCAGCUCCGUGCUCGUAAUUCUGGGAAUUCUGAAGCUGGCGAAUCGUCUUCUUCCAAUCCAGACUUCCAAGGUCUUAGUGAUCAAUCGCGAUUCAGCAAUGACAUGAGGGCAAGUCUGCCGGACGUCCCUAUUGCAGAAACACUGGACGAAAACAAGAGAGGCGCGCCAGUUGAACGCAAGAGAGACAUUCAGAAGGCGAAGACAAAGCGGAUCGUGCUGACGCCUAGACUAAAUCUGGGAAACGGGCAAUCAAGGACGAUUUCGAAGAAGGCCUCCAACUUUACUGAUGAGACUUCGGGCCUUACUGACGACACAUCUGGCUCUACCGACGAGCCUUCCGACCUUGACGAUGAGGACCUCAAAGGCCUUUUGGCUUCUGCCCUGUACGGCUCAGAAAGUCAAAUGACGCAGCGCAACACAGGACGCAACCUCGAUAUUCCCGAUGACAUUCCCGAACUCGACAUUGAGGAGCCCGUGGAUGAGAAUGAGCAAACCACCUUUGGGGCAAAUGUUGGGGACAAGCGGAAGAGUGAAUGGGUGGAGGAUCCGGCCACGGACGAGGCUCAGAAGACGAAACGGGAGAAGUUGGCCAGCAUCGCGCAUAAGCGUUGUUGA